CUGCGUCAGCAUGGUCGCGUCGGACAAAGCGCUGAAGGAGCAACCUCCGGUGGAAAACUUCCCGUGGUCAUUGCACGACACCUACCACGAAGCCGUUCGUCCGUUUCUCAUCAUCGGACAAAUAUUCGGAAUGUUUCCGGUAACGGGAAUUUUCAACCGCAAUCCGUGCAAGGUUCAUCUGGAAUGGAUUUCGGUGCGCGUAGUGUUGAAUCUGGUGAUCUUUGGGGCCGCUCUGGUCAACGCCGUUGCUGAAUUUCUGCGGUUACGGCAGGUUGGCGCGAAUGCCAAGAAUAUAAACGGGUUGGUGUUCUACAUUGACUGUGGUACCAUAAGUGUCCUGUUUUUGAAAAUGGCGACCAGCUGGAACCAGGUUGCCGUCAAGUGGGCCCAUGUGGAGAGGAUUUUCCUCGAAGAGACGUAUCGGGUGGAGUCCUGGUGGACGAUGAAGCGGAAGAUUCGAAUAGUUGCCGGAAUGUUGCUGCUCGGUGCCGUUGCCGAACAUUUGCUAUCAAUCGUCAAUUUAGCAAACGACCACCGUUUUGAGGCAAUCAAUUGCGGUUGGCAACAUAACAUUACGGAUGCAUUUCGCCACUUUGCUUUGCGGAAAUUUUCCAAUAUUUAUAUACAUUUCCCAUACAGUACAGCAUCUGCUGUUUUCUUUUUGUAUGUUUCCUUCGCCUUAACGCUCUCCUGGAAUUACAUGGACAUUUUCAUCAUCCUGCUCAGCGUGGCAAUUGCGUCUCGGUUCAACCAGAUCAACGCGUACCUGGAAACGCUGGCCGCCGGAGGAGUCCUGGUCCCGAACGAACCUUUCUGGAUCCGCGUCCGGAUCCAUUACGUGGCCCUUUGCGAGCUGCUCGCCAAGGUCGACCGGACCAUGUCCUGGCUCAUGCUGGUGUCUUGCGCCACCAAUUUGUACUUUAUCUGCCUGCAAACACUGAACGUGAUUUCACAGAAGCAUCCCCACGUGAUGAACGACUUGUACUACGGCUACUCGCUGUUUUUCCUCAUCGUCAGAACGGUUACGAUGUUCCUGUGUGCGGCCCGCAUCCACGAGGCCGCCAAGAAGCCGCUGGAUAUCGUGUCCAAAAUUCCCAACACUGGCUGGUGCGUUGAGCUGGACCGCUUUUCCACCCAGCUGAAAAGCGAAACAGUCGCACUUUCCGGAAUGGGGUUUUUCCACAUUACCCGUCAGCUGCUGUUUUCGAUGGCGGGAACGAUUGUGACGUACGAGCUGGUGAUGCUCAAGUUCGACAGGGAAUCCGAAGGCAAGGGGUACAUCCCGCCCUGCUCGAUGUUCGACAUCGAGAGGCAGUGGCUGCCGUCGCAUUGAUUUUGAUUGAUGUUGUUCAAUAAAAAAAAAUAAAAAAAAACGUUUCAUCCAAUAUGGUGGGGUAGGAAUUUUCCAA
This is a messenger RNA of Culex pipiens pallens (northern house mosquito), 1409 nucleotides long. RefSeq names its product gustatory receptor for sugar taste 64a-like. Gene Ontology annotation, molecular function: sweet taste receptor activity. The coding region runs from base 11 to 1333 and encodes 440 amino acids. The record is from RefSeq and is a predicted model, not a curated record. The transcript has 7 exons. NCBI's taxonomy places the organism in Eukaryota, Metazoa, Arthropoda, Insecta, Diptera, Culicidae. Gene Ontology annotation, biological process: detection of chemical stimulus involved in sensory perception of taste; sensory perception of sweet taste. Gene Ontology annotation, cellular component: membrane.